Molecule: messenger RNA, 1806 nt
Organism: Rattus rattus (black rat)
Lineage: Eukaryota; Metazoa; Chordata; Mammalia; Rodentia; Muridae
Gene: Nbl1
Product: NBL1, DAN family BMP antagonist
Exons: 4
Coding region: 210-746 (178 amino acids)
Biological process (GO): animal organ morphogenesis
Molecular function (GO): BMP binding; receptor ligand activity
Source: RefSeq, a predicted model, not a curated record
CCCGCCGCUCCCCCGCGCCUCGCGCCCGCCCGGGGCCGCAGACGGCCAGCAGCGCAGCACAGCCGAGCCUCGCGGGGCCGUCCCAGCCCGAGGACCCCGGGCCUGCGACCCCCGCGGCUCGCAUCCCACUUUCUAAGACCUCUAAGAGGACGCGCCGCGCUCUUCGCGGCCGCCGCGCGCGUUCCAGGGCUCCGGAGGUGACAGGCACAAUGCUUUGGGUCCUGGUGGGGACUGUUCUCCCUGUCAUGUUGCUGGCUGCCCCGCCACCCAUCAACAAGCUGGCCCUGUUUCCGGACAAGAGUGCCUGGUGCGAAGCCAAGAACAUCACGCAGAUUGUGGGCCACAGCGGCUGUGAGGCCAAGUCUAUCCAGAACAGGGCGUGCCUAGGACAAUGCUUCAGUUACAGCGUCCCCAACACCUUCCCGCAGUCCACAGAGUCCCUGGUGCACUGUGACUCCUGCAUGCCGGCCCAGUCCAUGUGGGAGAUUGUGACCUUGGAGUGCCCCGGCCACGAGGAGGUGCCCAGGGUGGACAAGCUGGUUGAGAAGAUCGUACACUGCAGCUGCCAAGCCUGCGGCAAGGAACCCAGUCACGAGGGCCUGAACGUCUACAUGCAGGGUGAAGAUGGGCCAGGCUCCCAGCCAGGAUCGCACUCCCACUCCCAUCCCCACCCUGGUGGCCAGACCCCUGAGCCUGAAGAACCUCCUGGAGCCCCUCAAGUUGAGGAAGAGGGGGCUGAGGACUGAGGGCCCCCAACUCUUCCUCCCCUCUUGUCCCCUGUGGAAUGUCUGGUCCCACCCUCCAGGGAAGAGGGAGGGGAGAGGCAGAAGCCCCCCUCCCCCUCUGGCACUAGAUGGACUUGGAAUGCUGCCUGGUUGCCAUGGAGAUCUGAAGGGAGGGGCUGGAGCCAAGCUGCAUGAUUUAAUAUAUGCAAGAUGAGGGGAGGAAGCAGACAUCUUCGGGACUUUUCUUUUGGAAGGUGAAGUGUGGUCUUUCCUUUCAGCCUUCUGGAGAGGAGCCCUCUGGAUAGAGAGGAAGCAGGUUGAGCUGCUGAGGAUGACUGAGAUCCUCAGAUAGGGCAGGCCCAGGCCAGGACCCAGACAACGGAUGGGGCAGGAUCCCCAGUGAUGGGCAGAGGGUGGGUAUCAUGUCAGCAUCCCCUUUGCAGGAGGAUCUGGGUAGGAAGACAGCUGGCAGAAGUCGGAAACUCCAGCCCCAUAGGUUUCCCUAAAGGCCUCCCCUCGCUCCCCACGCCAAGGACGUAACCCCUUCAAUGGAGUGGCUUAGGAGUCAGGCUGGGGCAGGACCCUGCUGACUCAGGUGCCAGAGUGUCACUGAAGAAGAAAGAAGAUCCCCCUCCCCCCACACCCUGUCCCUCCCUCCAGAGAUCUUAGCUCUUUGCUCUCCUCAAGUUCUGGACCCUUCUGAAAGCAGCUGCAACCGGUCCUGCCGUCCUUGGGGCUGGUCUUUCUGAAAGAAGUGACAGUUUAUCCCCUUCACCUGGGACAGUAGUGGACAGGAGGUCCCUGCCUAGGGCCCCUGCUGACCUCAGCUUUCUCUAGCUCCUUAUUCUAUCCACUCCUUCUUCCCAGCCGCACUUUAACCUUAGGGCAGGGCAGGUGGCGAGGAAGGGCCCUCUGUCUCCUCAUCUGCUGGCACCAUUGUGUCCAGGGGGUUGCCAGCUCAACCCCUCCCUGGGGGUGCCCCAGCCCAUGGCUGUUUGACGAGAGCCUUAGAGCUUGUAACUAGUAGCCAUCUCCCCUGAACCUGAGUGUUUCCAUGAAUAAAAUGCCUUUGACGCCUCUA